AGACAGCGAACAUUUCCAACCAUGAAAGUUCUCGUAAGCGUACUCCUGCUGUGCUGCGCAGUAGCCAUCCAUGCUGCUCCUCGAAUUGUCGGAGGUAGCGAUGCCCCCGAUGGAAAAUACCCUUACCAGGUGUCCCUGCAAUUGUACGGCACGCAUUUCUGCGGAGGUUCGAUCCUCAACAAGCGCUGGAUCCUGACUGCUGCUCACUGCCUCAUAUACACAAAGCUCGAAUCCAUCGAAGUCCACGCUGGAACCAACAAGCUAACCGGUGGCAAUGACCAGGUAUACCAGGUCGAUUACGUCACCUAUCACAAGGAAUUCAGCAUGAAGCUCCUGACCCACGACAUCGGUCUGAUCCGCGUCAACAAGGACAUCGCAUUCAACAAAAAGGUCCAGCCCAUCAGUCUGCCCACUCACGACGUCUCCAAAGUUGACACUCCCGUUGUCUUGACCGGAUGGGGUUCGACCAAGUUGGGUGGUGCCUCGCCGAACAAUCUUCAACAACUGCAUCUGAAAAUCGUGAGCAAGGAAAGCUGCAGCAAGGUUUGGAACUCUGAGUACCCUAUCACGGAGUCCCACAUCUGCACUCUGACCAAGGCUGGAGAGGGCGCUUGCCACACUGACUCUGGCGGUCCUCUUGUCGCUGACAACGUUCAAGUUGGAAUCGUCUCUUUCGGUCAUCCAUGCGCUCAGGGCAAGCCCGAUGUUUUCACCAGAGUUUUCACUUUCCUUGACUGGAUCAAGGAAGAGCAAGCUAAGGCUAAUUAAAUGACUGAACUUUAUGAAAAUUCGCUAUCAUUGUCAUUUAUUUAAUGUUAUGUUCGUAAAAUAAAUAAUUGUAAUUUUUUUUUUAAAUAUAACUAUAUAUUAUUAUGCAUCACGAA
This is a messenger RNA of Nasonia vitripennis (jewel wasp), 884 nucleotides long. It is a transcript of the gene SP137, whose product is annotated as serine protease 137. The coding region runs from base 22 to 768 and encodes 248 amino acids. NCBI's taxonomy places the organism in Eukaryota, Metazoa, Arthropoda, Insecta, Hymenoptera, Pteromalidae. The record is from RefSeq and is marked validated. Gene Ontology annotation, molecular function: serine-type endopeptidase activity. Gene Ontology annotation, biological process: proteolysis. The transcript has 5 exons.